GCUAUCUGCCAUGCACAGUUUACACACGACGACACGACAGCUCGCGUUCGAGCACUGUCGAGCAGUCACGAGUCAUGACCGCAGACUGGCGCAGUCUGAAGACCGCUUCAAGCUAUCAACAGGAACUUCUGUCGUGCCGUGCGUUUAAUGUGGUUGUGCGUUCAUUGAUCAUUUUUCAUUUCUGUUACCGACUAGUCCAAAAUGGACGUGUGUGAUAGUGAUGCUCUAAUAAAUGCAAUGAAAUCACAAGAUAUUAUUUGGAACUAUAAACAAUUGGAUUACAUCAAUAAAAUAAACAGAAACAGUGCAUGGACAAUUAUUUGCAGCCAAGUAGUUGCAAACUUUGAUGAACUAACUGUUCAAGAACAAAAUAAAAUCGUCACGUUGGUCCAGAAAAAAUGGAAAGUAUUAAGAGAUGGGUACACCAGAUAUGCUAAAAAAAUUAAAUCAAAGAGUGGUUCAUCAGCCCCCAAAUGGCCCUAUCAGUAUUACGACCAGAUGUCAUUUUUAAGGGCGGUAAGAGAAGAUAAACCAGACGAAACAAACAGUUUAGAAGAAAGUGAGUAUGCUGAAAUCAUAACAAUGUACGAAGAUAGUGACUUUCCUGAAAGCAUGCUAGAAGAAAGCGGGUAUGCUGAAAUGAAGACCGAAGAAAGCGAAAAUGAAAAUAAAAAAUGCCAAUCAAGAAGUCAAAAUGCAGAAAAACAAACAUCUAAUUACAAAAUAAAAUUAAAUAAUGCAAUGAAAGAAGAUAUCAUACCAGAAAAAUUAUCGAAACGCUUUGAAGAGAAAUCGCAGAAUUCCAGCAAUGCUGAAGAACAUGAUAAAUUUUUUUUAUUAUCACUAGUUGGUGACUUUAAAAAAAUUAAUGAUCAGCAUAAAUUAGAUGCGAAGUUAGAAAUUCUUAACGUAAUAAAACAUUAUCAAGGGAUGUCACAUCAUAUAAAUCCUUCAAGUUAUAGUGACAAGGGAUAUUCAACACAACAUUCAUCGUUACCUAACAGUGCUCCAAGGAGUUAUAGUACUGGUCCCUCUACAUCAUCGGUUGAUGAUGCAGAGGACCCCAUCAGCUAAUUAUGUAGAGGGACCAAUGUUCUCAAUUGGAAGAUCUAUCGUCAUCUUCUGUACUGGCUGUUAAUGUAAUUUGUAAUAUUUUUAAUGAAUAAAAAUGUAAGUAAAUA
Diabrotica virgifera virgifera (western corn rootworm) is the source of this 1181-nucleotide messenger RNA. RefSeq lists its product as uncharacterized. The transcript is spliced from 2 exons. Lineage: Eukaryota; Metazoa; Arthropoda; Insecta; Coleoptera; Chrysomelidae. The coding region runs from base 202 to 1074 and encodes 290 amino acids. Gene Ontology annotation, molecular function: DNA binding. Gene Ontology annotation, cellular component: transcription regulator complex; nucleus. Gene Ontology annotation, biological process: regulation of transcription by RNA polymerase II. The record is from RefSeq and is a predicted model, not a curated record.